AUGGAAGGAAUUGUGGUUGGGAUAGUAGGGAGUGAAGGCAUGCUUGGCAAUGGAGGCAAAGUAACCUUUGGGAUGCUAGGCAUGGCGGGGAAGCUUGGAAGUGGAGGCAGCGUGGGCUUAGGUAGAGAUGGUUGGGUUGUGGGCAAGGUUGGCAAUGUGGGUUGGGGCAGAGUCGGUAUAGUAGGCAAAGGAGGCAAAGUGGGAUUUGGCAAAUUUGGUGCUGUAGGCAGAGGUGGUGUCUGUAGAAGAUGGCGAGCAGCUAAGGAAACAUGGACGUUUGAAAAUGACAAAGCAAUGAAGAAAGCGAGGAUGAAGCACUUGAAAGAGGCCAUCUUUAAGAGUUUUUCAAGAGUUUUUGAACACACCGACUCUGUAAUGAUAUGUGAGAAAACACAAGAUUGGUAUAUGUUGGGUUUAUAUAGUUGUGAUUUUUAUAGGUUUGGCCACUUGGCCACAUAUUUGGUUGGGAAAAACGGUGAACACCAUUUCUUUCAAGUUAUUCGGUAG
Dovyalis caffra is the source of this 507-nucleotide messenger RNA. NCBI's taxonomy places the organism in Eukaryota, Viridiplantae, Streptophyta, Magnoliopsida, Malpighiales, Salicaceae. The record is from the annotation of a GenBank genome assembly.